Messenger RNA from Guillardia theta CCMP2712, 1725 nucleotides. Its product is annotated as heat shock protein 70-like protein. Gene Ontology annotation, biological process: cellular response to unfolded protein; protein refolding. NCBI's taxonomy places the organism in Eukaryota, Cryptophyceae, Pyrenomonadales, Geminigeraceae. Gene Ontology annotation, cellular component: cytoplasm. The record is from RefSeq and is a predicted model, not a curated record. The transcript is spliced from 25 exons. Gene Ontology annotation, molecular function: heat shock protein binding; ATP binding; ATP hydrolysis activity. Bases 1 to 1725 code for a protein of 574 amino acids.
AUGGGUUACUGCGAUACCAUCGGCAUUGACCUCGGCACAACAAGGUCGUCUGUGGCGGUAUGGGACGGGACUCAGGUCCACGUCAUUGCCAACGAGUCAGGAGACAACACAACUCCUUCCUGGGUGACCUACUGCAGCUCCAACUCUAGACGAGUUGGCAAGUACAUACACGGAACUGUGUAUCAUGCAAAGAGGCUCAUCGGACGUCCUUUCUCUCAAGACUUGAUCGAGGAGAAGGCAGCCCUGCACUGGCCCUUCAACGUUGUGGACCAGGACGGAAAUGCUGCGAUAGGGAUCAAGGUGGAGGAUGAGGACAAGAUCGUGAGCCCCGAGGAGAUUGCAGCAGCCAUUCUCAGCUACCUCAAGAGAAUUGCAGAAGAAUACAUUGGCAGAGCUGUGGACAAGGCAGUCAUUACCGUCCCUGCCUACUUCAGCGAUUCUCAAAGACAAGCUACGAGAGACGCAGGGCUCAUUGCUGGCCUUGAGGUCCGGAGGAUACUCAAUGAGCCGACCGCUGCUGCCCUCGCGUUUGGAGUGCUUGAGCCCGAGCACCCGAUCCUCAAGUCGGUCUCUGCUCUUGCCAAGAUCGAAACCUCCACAGAAGCCUCGCCGGCAGCGGAAGAAGCAGCCAGCAACGCUGAGAACACAAACCCUGACACUGCAGACCCUGAAGGCAGCUUGGAGGAGGCGGUAGCCGAGCACAACAUGCUCGUGUUCGACUUCGGAGGAGGGACACUGGACGUGACGAUCAUGAAGAUAAGCGGAAUGUCGUUCAAGGUGAGGUCAACCGACGGGGACAUGCAAGUUGGCGGUGAAGAUAUCGACGCUCUUCUCGUGCAGCAUUUCGUCAAGGUGUUCCGAGCCAAGACAGGAGUGGAUCUGGAAGGGCAUGCAGACGAAGCGAAGCGUCUCAAGGCCUACAAGAAGUUGACUCAGGCGUGUGCGCAACUGAAAGUUGAGCUGUCAAGAGUCAUGGAGAGUGACAUGUGCAUAGAUGACAUGUUCGACGGGAUCGACUUUGAGACGAGUCUGACGCGAAAGGAAUUCGAGGAGAUAGCACAGCCUGUGUUUGCCAAACUCCAGGACCCGAUUGAUAGAGCGCUGCAUAAAGUGCAUGGUGGGAUUGAGCGAACAGACAUCGACAAGAUUCUGUUGGUCGGGGGAUCUUCGCGAAUCCCGAGGGUACAGGAGAUGCUUCAGGAAAUGUUCCCCGGGACGGAACUUUGUCGGAGAAUUAACCCAGAUGAGGCAAUAGUGAUCGGCGCUGCCAUUGAGGCCUCGAGGACUGUAGACAUGAUAGACGUUGUUCCACGACCACUGUGCAUAGCUACAGCGAAUCAUCGUGACAGUAGCUCAGAGGGCGUCUCCUACACCGAGUGCUUUGCAAACUCCAGGGACGACCAGACGUGCAUCACGUUGCGAAUAUGCGAAGGCGAGGCUGAGUUCUUCGACGACAAUGUCAAGCUUGGAGUCUUCGAAGUCACCGACAUUCCACCGCGUCCACGGGGGCAGGUCACGAUCAAAGUGAACAUGAAGGUGGACAGCAACGGAAUUCUCAGCGUGGCUGCGAAAGUGGACCAAACGGGGCAAGAGAUGGAAGUUACUGAAAUAUUGAUCCAGAAGUAUUUCAGGAAAAGCAAGCUGAGAACCAGAGAUAUGAGGCGAACUCUCAAUCAUGACAAGCUCCGGGUGCUCACAGGAGUCUCGUUUGUUGCUUCGGGAUGA